GAUGUGGUGUUCCCAUGACUACACAGUCUGAGACAUUCUACUCUCCUGGCUACCCCAAAGGUUAUCCGUACAAUGCAAAAUGUGUGUGGGAAAUAGAAGUUCCCAGUGGAUAUGUGAUAAGCUUGCAGUUAAGGAAAUUUUCUUUGGAAGUGUCUUACACCAAGUGGCCAAAUUGCCCAGAUUAUGUUAUUGUCCGUGAUGGCAUCAACAGCUGGUGUGACAAACUAAAAGCACUUUGUGGAGGGGCAGAAGACUGGAAUGAGGAAAUUGUUUCUACUGGAAAUGGUAUGAGGGUGGAGUUUGAAUCCAGCAAGAAUGGCUCAGCUUCAGGCUUUAUGGCAACAUACAAAGCAACUCCAGUUGAUGAAGUUUUAAAGGAAGAAGAUGAGGAAAUGAUUGACUUUAGUCGUCACUACACUGGAAUUGUGAUAGGCGUGGCAUGUGCUGCAAUCUUUGCAAUCCUAUCAAUCAUUACAUUUAGCCACACCAAGAGGAGAUUACAGGAGCGUCGCCAUGGCAGCCUGACACAGAGUGGUGGUAGACAGAUCUCUUAUUCUGAUAAUGACAUCUUUCAACAAAAUGCUCCACCCACUUAUGACGAUGUUAUGCGCUACCCAGAGCUGUACCCACCGACACCAUGUCAAGGAUCAUUAGCCAAUACUCCGGCAGCGACCCCAAGAAGGGGGUCUCCUGUCUCAACCCCUACGACACCACGCCGCUCUCUCGACAGACAGAGAUCACCAAUGGUUAUUCCGAAAAUUGGAACACCCGUGGGAAUGCCACUUUUUAACCCACGGCCGAGACCAUCGAGUUCACUACAAAGUACCCUGAGUGUUUCUAUACAGCGGGGUAUUUCCCCUUUGGCCCGGGCUGAAUUAACUCCGCAGCAGUCCCGUCAAGCAGAUCAUCUGUCUUCCGAUGAACACGAUGAUGAUGAUGACGAUGACGAGCUGCCGCCAUACCCGGGUAUUACGGGGCAACCUACAAGGGGAGAUUACACUGCUCUCAGCAUGGACGUUGAUUCUGUUUUGGAUCAAGUUAGAGAGACGUUGGAACAAAGAAGGUUCACUCUGCGACGUGGAUCAAACCCUUCCUUAAGUGACAAUAACUCAGUGCAUUCUCGCGUCAGUGGAACAGUAAAUGCUCAAAGUGGUUCGCUACCUUUUUCUGGUGUUGUGAACAAUUCAGGACCGCUCCAGGAAAGAACUGAACCGAACAAAACUCCAAAUACAUCAUUAUCAAGUGUUGAUGGUAACGGUUAUAUUAAUCCAUGGAUAUCUUCUAAAAAUCCACGCGGGAACAGAUAUGGAGGUAUCUUAAGAUCUAUUGAAUCAGAUGUAUGAGGUUUAAGUAUCGGGCGAUGCCUCACAAAGGAUGGCUUUACAAGUGGAGGCCCUCGGAUUUCAAGGCCCAUGUGAGGGGCAUUAUACUAUUAACAUAUACGUUUUAGAUUUUCUUACAGAGCUAAACGAUCGAAUCUUAAAUAAUCCGUUAGUGUUGCCUGUUUUGAGGGACUAUAUUUAUAACCUUGCGGUUCAGAUAGUCACAGAAUUUGUUGUCUGACUUGACCUCGACAGUAUGGUUAGGGAGGACACAUGACUCCCUUAAAUUGUCCACAUAGGGAUACCCUGCUAGGAAGGGGGUCUGUUUUAGAGUUACAGCGUAGUGUAUUUAAAAGGAAGGGGAGGGAAUCUCAUGAGUCGACGUGUAGAGGACGAUAACGUUUUCUACGUUCGGCCUGUGUACAUUUUAGGCGGGUUACUUGAAAGAAAUGGUAUUUUGAAUUGCUCUAUUAAUGGUCAAAACAGUUCUUUUGUAUUUCCUCCCUCAGUAUACACGUAACCCACUAGUCUCCGAUGCCCUCCAAAAUCUUCCGUUUUAAGUAAUAUUGUCAUGCCAGGCUCGACAAGCAACGGGUUUUAUGGUUAUUUCGCAUAGAAAUCCAUUUAUUUCUGGCGUAUAUUUUUAACUUGAACUUUUUGUUGAAAGGAAGUUAAAUUAAAGCAUACCUGUACCCCGAUUAAUAUAAUUGAAAGAGAGUUAUAUCAAACAUGGAAUAAAGUAAAUAGUUAUAUGUCCAGUUUA
This is a messenger RNA of Stylophora pistillata, 2085 nucleotides long. RefSeq lists its product as uncharacterized. The record is from RefSeq and is a predicted model, not a curated record. NCBI's taxonomy places the organism in Eukaryota, Metazoa, Cnidaria, Anthozoa, Scleractinia, Pocilloporidae.